Messenger RNA from Microthlaspi erraticum, 4566 nucleotides. NCBI's taxonomy places the organism in Eukaryota, Viridiplantae, Streptophyta, Magnoliopsida, Brassicales, Brassicaceae. The record is from the annotation of a GenBank genome assembly.
AUGGAAGGCUCUCCAACCUUAAGCAUUUCACAGUGUGUUACUCUCAAACUGAGUGAUUCAAAUUAUCUCUCAUGGAAAUUACAGUUCGAACAGUUUCUUAGCAGUCAGAUGCUUCUGGGUUAUGUCACUGGAGACACACCGCGACCAGCUCCGACUAUAUCGGUACGCACCGGAGAACAAGUUACAGAAGAGAGCAACCCAGAUUUUGUCAAAUGGAUCCGUACAGAUCAGCUCAUCAAAGCUUGGAUUUUUGGGUCACUCUCUGAGGAAGCGUUGAAGAACAUCUAUGGUCUUGGUACAUCUCAUGAGGUAUGGUCCUAUCUCGCUAAGAAGUACAAUCGUGUCUCUGCCACUAGAAAACUGGAUCUACAGAGAAGGAUUCAAACAACCGCCAAACUGCAGAAACCUAUGGCUCAAUAUUUAUCAGAAAUUAAGUUCCUUUGUGAUCAAUUAGACUCUAUUGGAUGUCCUAUUUCUGAGCAUGAAAAGAUUUAUGGAGUUCUAAAUGGAUUAGGGAAAGAGUAUGAGUCUAUUUGUACUGUGAUUGAAGAUUCCAUGGAUAAAUUUCCAAGCCCCUGUUUCGAAGAUGUUGUCUUCAAGCUGACUAGUUUUGAUGAUAAGCUGCAAACUUAUGACACAUCUACUGAAGUUACUCCACAUAUGGCUUUUCACACUGAUAGAGGUGGAUAUUCCAACUCUUACAACAACAAUAGAGGAGGAUAUUUCAAUCGUGGUCGUGGAAGGUACAGAGGUGGAUACAGAGGAAGAGGGGCUUACUCAACUCGUGGUCGUGGGUUUCAACAGCAGUUUUCAUCUGGUUCAUCAAGUGAUUCCAGACCAACGUGUCAGAUUUGUGGGAGAUUUGGUCAUUCGGCAUUCAAGUGUUACAAUCGAUUUGAUCCAGACUAUCAACCUGAGGAACAACCUACUGCUAUGGCUGCAAUAAAGGUCCCAAAUCAAGCUCCUCAGUCAGGACAUGAGUGGUAUCCAGAUACAGGAGCAACAGCUCAUAUCACCAAUUCUGCAGCUCAAGUUCCAAACGCUCAACCCUAUCAUGGUGAGGAUGCUGUCAUUGUUGGUAAUGGCGACUUUUUGCCUAUUACUCAUAUUGGAUCUGCUGUUUUACCUACACUUCAAGGUACAUUACCUUUAGAAGAUGUUUUGGUUUGUCCUGAUAUAACAAAACCUCUUUUGUCUGUCUCUAAGCUGACUAAGGAUUAUCCUUGUGCUUUUACGUUUGAUUCUGACUCUGUCUGUAUAAAGGACAAAUGGACAAAGGAGCUCCUCACUCAAGGCAGCAGAAGUAAUGACUUGUACGUGUUGAAGAAUCCUCAGUUUAAGGCUUUUUACUCUACAAGACAGCAAGCUGCGAGUGGAGAUAUUUGGCAUCAAAGACUUGGCCAUCCUCAUGUUGAGAUUCUUCAAUUUCUUACAAGAAAACAGUUUAUCGUUUUGAAUAAGGCUAGCUCUCAGUUGUGUGAGGCUUGUCAAUUGGGAAAAUUGUGCAAACUUCCUUUUGUUGCUUCUGAUUAUGUCUCAUCUAGGCCACUCGAACGCAUACACUGUGAUUUGUGGGGACCGUCACCUGUAGUCUCAGCUCAGGGAUUUCAGUACUAUGUUAUUUUUGUUGACAACUAUUCGAGAUUCACUUGGUUUUAUCCACUUAAAAGGAAAUCGGAUUUUUAUUCAGUGUUUCUUCUUUUUCAAGCUUUGGUUGAGAAGCAACUUCAGCAACAGAUAACUAUGUUUCAAUGCGAUGGAGGAGGUGAGUUUAUUAGCUCCAAAUUUCUCGAGCAUUUGGCCAGCCGUGGAAUCAAACAACUAAUCUCUUGUCCGCAUACGCCGCAGCAGAACGGUCUUGCAGAGCGCAAGCACCGGCAUAUCACGGAGUUAGGACUCUCCAUGAUGUUCCACAGCAGAGUACCUCAGCAAUUGUGGGUUGAGGCUUUCUUCACCUCAAAUUUCUUAGGAAACCUCUUACCCUCGUCAGUUACAGAUGGUCAGAGUCCAUAUGAAAAACUUUAUGGAAAGCCUCCCAUUUACACUGCUUUAAGAGUUUUUGGCUGCACUUGCUAUCCAUAUCUACGGCCUUAUUCCAAAAACAAAUUUGAUCCUAAGUCUUUACACUGUGUAUUUCUUGGAUAUAAUGAAAAGUACAAGGGAUAUCGUUGCUUUCAUCCUCCAUCUGGAAAGGUCUAUAUAAGUAGACAUGUUUUGUUCAAUGAGCUGCAGUUUCCUUAUACUGAUGUGUAUCGUGAGUUUCAGGCUGCAGGAAAAACUCCAUUGAUCUCAGCCUUGAAUAUACAUGUAAUGUCUACUACUCAGGAAGUGGAAAGCUCUGGGUGUACGGCUGAUUUUCUCUAUGUUCCUAUCGGCAACAUAGACUCACAAAACGAAGGAGAAGGGUCAAUCACAAGAGCUGUGGAGAAUGCAGAAAAUGGAGAAAAUGCAGAAAAUGGAGAAUUUUCAGAAAAUGGAGACUCUGGAGGAAUUGGAGAACAAACACAAGCUGAGACAAAUGCAGACAUUUCAGAGUCAAUCUUUACUGAACAUGACUUCCCUCCAUUGUUUGCUGCUCCUCGAGAUGAUCAAAAUCAAGUCGCUCCGGCUCACUCAAUGACUACUCGAGCAAGAUCAGGAAUUGUUAAGCCAAAUCCCAAGUAUGCAUUGUUCACGGUAAAGACUAAUUAUCCUGAGCCAAAGACUGUCAAAGCAGCACUUAAAGAUGCAGGAUGGACAAAUGCUAUGGGAGAAGAGAUAGAAUUUAUGCAUGAAGUGGAUGCUUGGGAUUUAGUUCCACCAGAUGAAGCUGAUAAUGUAUUGGGAUGCAGAUGGAUUUACACAACUAAACUGCGAGCCAAUGGAGAUCUUGAUCGACUAAGAGCUAGACUAGUGGCAAAAGGGUAUGAUCAAGAAGAGGGAGUUGAUUUUAUUGAGACAUUCAGUCCAGUUGUCAGAACUGCAACCGUUCGAUCAAUUCUUCAUGCUGCUGUUACAAGAAAAUGGGACAUCAAACAACUGGAUGUGAAGAAUGCUUUUCUCCAUGGUGAUUUAAAAGAGACUGUAUAUAUGACUCAACCCCCUGGGUUUGAAGAUCCUUUGAAACCAGAGUUUGUCUGCAAGCUUAAGAAAGCUAUUUACGGGCUUAAGCAAGCUCCUCGCGCAUGGUUUGAUAAAUUCAGCAAUCAUCUCAUUGAUUUUGGUUUCAUUUGCAGCAUACCAGACCCAUCUCUCUUUGUCUAUUUAAAGGGAAAUGAUGUGAUGCUUCUCCUUCUUUAUGUUGAUGAUAUGGUGUUGACAGGAAAUAAUAAUGAGCUAAUCAAAAAGCUGCUCGAGAGUUUGAAUGCAGUCUUUAAAAUGAAGGAUUUAGGUCCUUUACACUAUUUUCUUGGAGUACAAGCACAUUUUCAUGCUGAUGGGUUAUUUCUUUGUCAAGAAAAGUAUGCAAUGGAUCUCUUAAUCUCUGCAGGAAUGGCUGAUUGUGCUCCUAUGCCCACUCCUUUACCGCUGCAGUUAGAUAAAGUCUCAGGACAAGAUGAAGUGUUUCCAGAACCUACAUAUUUUCGAAGUUUGGCUGGUAAGCUUCAGUAUCUCACGCUUACUAGGCCUGAUAUACAAUUUGCAGUUAAUUUUGUGUGCCAGAAGAUGCAUUCCCCUACGGUCUCAGAUUUUAAUUUACUCAAGAGAAUACUACGGUAUUUAAAAGGAACUUUGCAAAUGGGAUUAGACUUGCGUGCUGAUGCUGAUUCUAAACUUAGAGCCUACAGUGAUAGUGAUUGGGCAGGAUGUAAGGAUACAAGACGUUCUACAGGUGGUUUCUGUACUUUUCUUGGCACAAAUAUAAUUUCUUGGUCUGCAAAACGACAUCCUACAGUUUCAAGAUCUUCUACAGAAGCUGAGUACAGAACUAUGUCAAUUGUUGCUACAGAGUUGAAGUGGAUCAGUUCUCUUAUGGAAACAAUUGGAUUUCCUCCUGAUGAUGUGCCAGAGAUGUAUUGUGACAAUCUUUCUGCUGUCUACCUCUCUGCAAAUCCUGCACUUCAUUCACGAUCAAAGCACUUUGAUGUUGAUUUUCAUUAUGUGAGAGAAAGAGUCGCUCAUGGUGCCUUGGUUGUGAGACAUGUUUCUUCAGGACAACAAUUGGCAGACAUUUUCACUAAGUCUCUUGCUCAAGAACCGUUCUUUGACUUGCGCUACAAACUUGGUGUCACUCUUCCACCUGCCACAAGUUUGAGGGGGUGUAUUAACAAAGACAAUAUGUCGUUGGUUUUAUCAAGUGAAGGAGAUGGGCCACAUAUGCAAGCCCAAUGUCAUAAGAAGGAAGAAGAAGUUGUGAAGCCCAAGCAUGUGACUGACUGCAUAUACAGAGCUCCUGUCUCACGCAAAGUAUAUUCCAAGGGAUCAAUCGAGUUUAAGGAGAAGCUCAAGGAACGAGGUGGUGGUGUGUUUCUUGGAAUAUUCUUAGGUGUUGUUACAAUAGGAAAACCUUCAUGGAAAUUGGCUCGAUCGUUGGAAAAGGAGAGGAGAUUGUUCAAGGAAUUGCAAUCCCAAAAUGAGAUGAGAUGA